AUGGCUGAUAAGGAUAAAUAUUGUCCUUUGGGCAAGCGUCGGAGACAAAUCAUUUCACUGGCAAAAAAACGUGAAGAGAUUUUCAGGUCAGAUUCACCAGAAAAACGAAUCUCAGAUGUCGACAAAGAUGAAAUGGAAAACACUGAUUCCGAAUCUGAGAUGUAUGUUUAUAGGAAGCCACGUACUACCAUGAACGCAAGCACUAGCGAAGAUGAUGAUAACUGCAGAAAGAUUAAACCUACAAAGAAGAUUCACAUUUUAUCUGAGAUCAUAAUAAAGAAACCACUUUCUCACAUCUCACCAAGAAAUACAAAUACCACGUCUGUCCUGGCGCUCGCUCCUGCUGCUGUGGAAGCCUCAUCGUUUGCUUCUGAGUCCCACCCAGCUACUGAGCACGUCUCGCCAUCCGACCAGUGUCCCCCGUCGCCGGCGCUUGUUCCCGUUGCUGUGGAAGCCUUGCUGUCUGCUUCGUGGAACUUACCUGAGUCCCACCCAGCCACUGAGCACGUCUUGCCAUCCGACCAGUGUCCCCCGUCGCCGACGCUUGUUCCCGCUGCUGUGGAAGCCUCGUUGUCUGCUUCGUGCAACUUAGUUGAGUUCCACCCAGCUACUGAGCACGUCUCGCCAUCCGACCAGUGUCCCCCGUCGCCGACGCUUGUUCCCGCUGCUGUGAAACCCUCGUUGUCUGCUUCGUGCAACUUAGUUGAGUUCCACCCAGCUACUGAGCACGUCUCGCCAUCCGACCAGUGUCCCCCGCCACCGGCGCUUGUUCCCGCUGCUUUGGAAACCUCGUCGUCUGCUUCGUGGAACUUACCUGAAUCCCAACCAGAUACUGAGCACGUGUUGCCAUCCGACCAGUGUCCCCCGCCGCCGGCGCUCGUUUCCGCUGCUGUGGAAACCUCGUCCUCUGCUUCAUGGAACUUACCUGAGUCCUACCCAGCUACUGAGCACGUCGCGCCAUCCGUCCAGUGUCCCCUGCCGCCGGCGCUCGUUCCUGCUGUUGUGGAAACCUCGUCGUCUGCUUCGUGCAACUUAGUUGAGUCCAAACAAGCCACUGAGAAUGUCUCGAAUGGAUUGUCACUACUUACUUCCGAUUUAAAACACAUGUCCAGUAAAAAUAGAAGAAAACGCAUAACAAAACUAAAGAAGGCUUUUAUCGAUUUUGUUUCUGAUACAGAAGAACAAGAUUUUUCCUCAGGAAGUUCAGACCUAUGGAAUAGUGCCACUGAGCACGUCUCGCCAUCCGACCAGUGUCCCCCGUCGCCGACGCUUGUUCCCGCUGCUGUGGAAGCCUCGUUGUCUGCUUCGUGCAACUUAGUGGAGUUCCACCCAGCUACUGAGCACGUCUCGCCAUCCGACCAGUGUCCCCCGUCGCCGACGCUUGUUCCCGCUGCUGUGGAAACCUCGUCGUCUGCUUCGUGGAACUUACCUGAAUCCCAACCAGAUACUGAGCACGUGUUGCCAUCCGACCAGUGUCCCCCGCCGCCGGCGCUCGUUUCCGCUGCUGUGGAAACCUCGUCCUCUGCUUCAUGGAACUUACCUGAGUCCUACCCAGCUACUGAGCACGUCGCGCCAUCCGUCCAGUGUCCCCUGCCGCCGGCGCUCGUUCCUGUUGUUGUGGAAACCUCGUCGUCUGCUUCGUGCAACUUAGUUGAGUCCAAACAAGCCACUGAGAAUGUCUCGAAUGGAUUGUCACCACUUACUUCCGAUUUAAAACACAUGUCCAGUAAAAAUAGAAGAAAACGCAUAACAAAACUAAAGAAGGCUUUUAUCGAUUUUGUUUCUGAUACAGAAGAACAAGAUUUUUCCUCAGUUCAGACCUAUGGAAUAGUGGUAAUGAAUCUAGUUCUAGCGACAUCUCAGAAGAGACAAAAACAAGAAAGAAAAUUAAAAGAAAGAAGUUACAAAAUAAAAAAGACCACAAUCCAACAAUGA
Molecule: messenger RNA, 1935 nt
Organism: Chilo suppressalis (striped riceborer)
Lineage: Eukaryota; Metazoa; Arthropoda; Insecta; Lepidoptera; Crambidae
Source: the annotation of a GenBank genome assembly